This is a messenger RNA of Gorilla gorilla gorilla (western lowland gorilla), 547 nucleotides long. RefSeq names its product UPF0729 protein C18orf32 homolog. NCBI's taxonomy places the organism in Eukaryota, Metazoa, Chordata, Mammalia, Primates, Hominidae. The record is from RefSeq and is a predicted model, not a curated record. The coding region runs from base 198 to 428 and encodes 76 amino acids. The transcript has a single exon.
GCGGUCGCGGGUGAGUGUGCCCGGGCUAGCGGCCUGGGUUGGGCUUUGUAGCUGCUCCGCAGGCCCAGCCCGGGCCGCGCUCGCAGAGUCCUAGCCGGUGCGCGGCCUCCUGCCUCCUCCCUCCUCGGCGGUCGCGGCCCGCCGGCCUCCGCGGUGCCUGCCUUCGCUCUCAGGUUGAGGAGCUCAAGCUUGGGAAAAUGGUGUGCAUUCCUUGUAUUGUCAUUCCAGUUCUGCUCUGGAUCUACAAAAAAUUCCUGGAGCCGUAUAUAUACUCUCUGGUUUCCCCCUUCGUUAGUCGUAUAUGGCCUAAGAAAGCAAUACAAGAAUCCAAUGAUACAAACAAAGGCAAAGUGGACUGUAAGGGUGCAGACAUGAAUGGAUUACCAACAAAAGGACCAACAGAAAUCUGUGAUAAAAAGAAAGACUAAAGAAAUUUUCCUAAAGGACCUCAUCAUUUAAAAAAUGGACCUGAUAAUAUGAAGCAUCUUCCUUGUAAUUGUCUCUGACCUUUUUAUCUGAGACCGGAAUUCAGAAUAGGAGUCUAGAU